GUUCAUGUCAAUAUGAAAAAGCCUUAGCUGAAAACGACGCUGAUUUGGGAGAACGUUUUGCAUCAUUUGAUAUAGCAAGUGAGGGAGUCAAAAGUUCGAUCUUGCCUGAGGGUUUCAAUUAUGUUCCAAAGUCCAAUCGGAAACUGCCCCAGUCCGAUGCCUCCUCCCCAUCUUGUUUUCGGGUUUUAGAGUUUAUUCCAGAAGGAAAAAUCACGAUACAGCAGGCCGUAGACAUGAUAAGGUCUUAUCAACUUGAAGGAAAGACGGUGUUCCAACUCGCUGAGGACUAUGACCCUGAUAAAUCCAUGGUUGCCUCUGUAUGUAGAUAUUUUGCAUUGUUUGAACGUGACGACUCCGACGUUUGGGUACCACCAAGAGGGUCAAAGGAUACGAAGACUCUACUUGACACUCCUAUAUACGAAGAAGACGAGCAAAUAGCAGAUGAGGGGACUUCUCGUCGUCUUCGGUUGCACGUACCCAAAUUUACUUUGGACCAAUGA
This is a messenger RNA of Hydatigera taeniaeformis, 500 nucleotides long. The record is from the annotation of a GenBank genome assembly. NCBI's taxonomy places the organism in Eukaryota, Metazoa, Platyhelminthes, Cestoda, Cyclophyllidea, Taeniidae.